Messenger RNA from Geodia barretti, 513 nucleotides. The record is from the annotation of a GenBank genome assembly. Lineage: Eukaryota; Metazoa; Porifera; Demospongiae; Tetractinellida; Geodiidae.
CUGGUCGGGCCGGACGAGGGCGGCUACGGCGUCCUGAUCGAUCCGGGCUACCUGAACGCGGCCCUGCUCGGCCACAUCGAGCAGCGCAACCUGCCCCCCAGUGCGGUGCUGCUGACCCACACGCACGCCAGUCACUGCGCCGGCGCCGCCGCCAUUCAGAGAGUGUUCGGUGCCGAAAUCUACGCCGCCGCCGCCGUCGCCGAACUGCCCAUCAACCUGAUCGCCGGGCGCCAGGAGCUGCGCAUCGGUGCGCUCACCUUCGAGGUGUUGUCCACCCCGGGCCAUUCGGACGAUUCCGUCUGCUACGCGCUGCUCCCGGUGAUAUUCACCGGCGACACGCUGGCGGGGGGCACCAUCGGCAGGGCCGCGACGCCGCAAGCGCGUGCCACCCUGCGGCGAUCGGUCCGCGAGCGGCUGCUCUGCCGUGCCGACCAUGAGGUGGUGCUGCCGGGCCACGGACCGCCGACCACGAUAGGCAUCGAGCGCCGCUUCAACGUCCACCUGCAGGACUGA